Molecule: messenger RNA, 1279 nt
Organism: Ornithodoros turicata
Lineage: Eukaryota; Metazoa; Arthropoda; Arachnida; Ixodida; Argasidae
Exons: 1
Coding region: 1-690 (229 amino acids)
Source: RefSeq, a predicted model, not a curated record
AUGCCUGGUAGGGAAGUUGCACGGAAUUUCAUGCUAUCAGAGGGCCAUUUCAGUCGUAUAUUUGCAACGUGGAUCAAUUUUCUUGUCCAUAAGCUCAAAGCAAUAACAACCUUUCCAACAGUGGAGAAUAUAAAGCCGUAUUUGCCCAAGUCCUUUCAAGGUUUUGAGAACACUCGGCUGGUACUGGAUGCCACUGAAAUUCGUAUUCAGAAACCCUCCUCCCUGAAUGCGCAGAGACGAACGUUUUCAACAUAUAAGCACUACAAUACCUACAAAGCUGUAAUUGGUUGCACACCCGAUGGGUAUAUUGCCUUCGUGUCAAAGCUGUGGGGUGGAUCUGUUUCUGAUAGUCUUGUGGUGGAGGAGAGUGGCAUCUUGGACCAACUCCAACCAGGUGAUGGGAUCAUGGUAGAUAAAGGAUUCGUGUUCCCUGCAAUGCCACCACGCAUUACAUUGUACAGACCGCCAUAUCGUCAGAGUCACGAACCCCAGAUGAGUUGUGCUGACGUUAUAGAAACAAGACGUGUGGCGUGUGCCAGGGUGCAUGUUGAGAGGGCCAUUCGCAGAGUAAAGGCUUUCCAUAUCCUUGAUAGGCCAUUCCCAAUAUCUAUGAUUGAUAUUGCAGAGCAAGUAUUUCAUGUAUGCUGUUUCCUUAGCAAUUUUCGCCUGCCGCUUAUAGCUGAUCACUAACUGGAUCUGCUAACUGCAUGUUUUGUACAUAUUGCACAGCAAGUUGUUGUUCACCAAAUACAAAUUUUGCAACAUACUCCUACAAUGUCUCCAGUGUUGCUUUUAUGGAUGUGGGUUUACUCACAGUCAUGUUCGUUUAACAAGAGGCAUGUAACUGCUAGGUUAGAUCAACUGAGGAGCAGAAAACUGCAUUGUGAUUAGUUACUGGCAUUGCGCAUAAAUUCAAUAGACAGAUAAGUUGCGUAGGUUAAAGCAUUUAUUCCAUCUUCUUUAUUUUAAAUUUCAGACCACGACCUUGCUCACACAUGUAGUAGCCAUUCUUCCAUUGUGUGUAUGACACAUACUGUCCCUUUAUGUACAGUUUUCCUAAUCUUCUCACACGCUGCGUUAAAAGCUCGGGAACCAAAGCGUGUUUUGCAAAAUGCAGUAGUGCAGGGAGCACUUCUGUCUCCCAAAACGUAACGUCAAAAAAGAUUCUUUCAAUGCUAAUUGACCUCCCUGUGCUUCCGGCAUUGGUCCAUAUGACAAAGUCGCACCAUGUUGUUCCUGUGACUCCCAUCUGACCCUGAACCUGAUAGUAAUAUGCGUG